AUGCUGCAGGAGGAAUUAAAACCAGGAGACAUUAUUGAGAUAUUCCGUUCUUCUUGCCAACAUUGGGCCCUCUAUGUAGGGGAACAGCAAGUAGUCCAUCUGGUAACUGAAUGCGAACAUUUUGCUGAUGGGUCUCCCAACCCCUUGGUGAUCUUAUCCGAGAGAGUGUGCGUCAAGAAGGAUUGGCUGGAAGACGUGGUCCGGAAGGACAGGUACCGAGUGAACAAUAAACAUGAUGAGACACACCCACCGCUUCCCCUCUCCAAGAUCCUGUGGCAGACGGAGGAAUUGGUCGGAAAGGAGAUGCCGUACAGCCGGAGCAGCCAAAACUGUGAAAAUUUUGUUAUGGAGCUACGUUAUGGACCGGAAAUGAGUGAACAGGUCACGGAAGCCAUAGCUGUGGGAACAAUUGGCAUGAUGGGUGUGGCAGCCGCCAUGAUCCGAUCCGCGGCCAAAUGGCGCAAGCACUACAACGAAUAG
Molecule: messenger RNA, 480 nt
Organism: Protobothrops mucrosquamatus (brown spotted pit viper)
Lineage: Eukaryota; Metazoa; Chordata; Lepidosauria; Squamata; Viperidae
Product: HRAS-like suppressor 3
Exons: 4
Coding region: 1-480 (159 amino acids)
Biological process (GO): N-acylphosphatidylethanolamine metabolic process
Cellular component (GO): cytoplasm
Molecular function (GO): A2-type glycerophospholipase activity; glycerophospholipid phospholipase A1 activity
Source: RefSeq, a predicted model, not a curated record